CCUUCUCAAUUCCACUUCUCCGACUCGACUAGGUCAAUCACCACACUCGCCGUUCUAGCCGGCGUCGUGACCAAAUCCCUAAUUCAGAAGCUCUCCGUCGCAAUGGUUCACCUGUCUCCACAGAUUCAGUCAUCUUUCCGAGCUGCGAGUCCGUUGUUCUUCGCGUCGCUACGUGAUCGUCCCGCCGGGUAUCUCAACACGCCACUGACUGUAGUUGCGGCUGGGUUAUCUAAAUGGCUCGAUAUCUACAGCGGUGUUCUGAUGGUCAGAGUCUUGCUCAGUUGGUUCCCUAACAUCCCAUGGGAUCGUCAGCCUUUGUCUGCCAUUAGGGAUCUGUGUGAUCCUUAUCUUAAUCUCUUCAGGAACAUUAUCCCUCCGGUCUUUGAUACGCUUGACGUUAGCCCUUUGCUUGCUUUCGCCGUUUUGGGAACUUUGGGUUCGAUUCUCAACAACAGCAGAGGAUAGUUUGAAAGCACUACUCUGCUCUCUGCUUUGAUGCAAAGCUUAUGAUGGAUUGUAUCAAGUUCUGAUCUUUCUGGUUAUCUUUGGCAUUUAUAUUGUCUAUAACUAAUAGCAUUUGGAGAUAUAUGGUAACGAUGUAUUAGACUCUAAAGUUUGAGUCUUUUCUUCUGUUCUGUGGUGUAUAAUGUAAAUGUACGAAUUUGGUUUCAAUAAUAGACUUGGAAGUUUCGUGGAUA
This is a messenger RNA of Camelina sativa (false flax), 698 nucleotides long. The record is from RefSeq and is a predicted model, not a curated record. Lineage: Eukaryota; Viridiplantae; Streptophyta; Magnoliopsida; Brassicales; Brassicaceae.